This is a messenger RNA of Pestalotiopsis fici W106-1, 744 nucleotides long. RefSeq lists its product as uncharacterized. NCBI's taxonomy places the organism in Eukaryota, Fungi, Ascomycota, Sordariomycetes, Amphisphaeriales, Sporocadaceae. The record is from RefSeq and is a predicted model, not a curated record. Bases 1 to 744 code for a protein of 247 amino acids. The transcript is spliced from 2 exons.
AUGUUCAAGUCCAUUGCAUCAUUGGCCCUCUUGGCCUCGUCAGUAGCUGUGUCCAUUGCCGGUCCCCUGCCCGACAUUGACCCUCGCGAUCUGGCUGAGCCCAUGCCUUUGGUCGCGCGCGAAUUCGAAUUGAAUCAGCUCCAGGCACGGGAGCCCGAGGACUUUGCACUAGAGGAUCGUGAUCUUGAAGCCAGAGCCGGCAAAACCAUCAAUGCCGUUGCAACCUUUGACACUCUUGUCGCUGGUGGAAACACUCUUACCAGGGCAAUUGGCAACUAUGGUGCAUUGCAGUGGUCGGGGAUUAAUGUUGUCAAGGUUGGCACAAACAACCUGUUUGGUGUCAAUGCUUACUCCAAGCCAAACGUGGCGGUAUAUGGUGCAAUCACCAAUGUACUGAGCAACGUUCCCACCAUUAAAACUCAAUACUCGGGCUCCAAGACUGCCUCCUUUAGCAUUGACUCCUUUUACUUUGGCUGCAACGCCGGAACUGCUCUGACUCUUGUCGCGGCGCCUACCGACUGCAGACUUGCCAUUGCUGGCUACGACAAGUCCAGCAAGGUCAUUGCAUACCAAUCAUUCAUCUACAGACCAGCCGUUGCCGUCACUGCAAAUAUGAUCAAGGCUCAACUCAAUGCUCAAUUCAAAGCUCCCCUUGAUCACGUUGUGAUUCUCACGUCUUACUCGGUCGGAAUUCUGGGCGCAACCUUGAUUGAUAACUUUAACUACACGGUUACGGCAGUAUAG